Messenger RNA from Saccoglossus kowalevskii, 417 nucleotides. RefSeq names its product sperm microtubule inner protein 11-like. The record is from RefSeq and is a predicted model, not a curated record. NCBI's taxonomy places the organism in Eukaryota, Metazoa, Hemichordata, Enteropneusta, Harrimaniidae.
AUGUCGUUCUUCAACUUAUCUUGCCUUGGUUAUCAUGAUCCAAUUCGAGAACGAGUCUUACGACCAAAUCGAGAACAUACGUUUUCGCUGGUUCACAAUAUCCCACAAGGUAGCCAUGUAUCAUUUCGACCAGCCACGUCUAGACUUCCACCGAUCGACAUGUCUAAAUACAACAGAGUUGUCGAGCCAUCGCCACCAACUGCCAAACCACACAGAGGAUCGUACGUUAGAUAUACCACUCAGCUACAUAAACACACAAGAAACGCCACUGCACCAAAUGAGGUAUACCGUGUUCCCUUGACAACCACGCAGACUAUUGGUUGGUGGGAUCAGAAUGAUAAAUUGACAAACCGAGAACCGUGGUCACAUGUACCAAGACACAUAAACGUUAACAGCGAGAUGACAAGGUCAGUAUAG